Messenger RNA from Vigna umbellata (rice bean), 3450 nucleotides. RefSeq names its product DNA-binding bromodomain-containing protein. The record is from RefSeq and is a predicted model, not a curated record. Gene Ontology annotation, molecular function: protein binding. Lineage: Eukaryota; Viridiplantae; Streptophyta; Magnoliopsida; Fabales; Fabaceae.
GAAAAAAAGAAGCAGUAGAAGUGAGAAAUAGAGAGUAGUGAAAGGGAGGCACCCCACCCACCAAGAACCGAAGCUGAGGUUCGGAUGGUGACAGCCAGGCUCGGACCUGACUGAGCCUCUCGAAAAAAGCCAAGGGAGGUACCCUCGAAAAUAAUGGAGUGUUCCAAAGCAAGAGAAGAGAGAGAGUGAAACAGGGUUUUAGAGAGAGACGCAGCACCAACAACACCAGCCAUAGAUUAGAUGAUGGGUCAGAUCGUGCGGAGGAAGAAGAAGGGACGUCCAUCAAAGACAGAUCUAGCACGCCGCUCCGGUCAAUCUCCGGCAUCCUCCCAGCCAGACCUACGACGGAGCCGCCGCCGCCGGAAUGUGCGCUACAACAUCGACUACGACGACUACCUUGACGAGGAGGACGAGGACGAAGAGGAGGACGAGAGGAGGCGCGAGAAGAAGAAGCUCAAGCUGGUGGUGAAGCUCAACAACAACGAGGAGGAAGACGAUGACGAGGAGGAGGACGCGCCGAGUCAUGUGGGGGCGCGUGGAGUGCACGCGCAGGAGGAAAAGGGGGAGGAGGAGGAGGAUGAGGGAGAGGAGGAAGAGGAAGAGGAGGAGGAAGGGAAUGAGGAGGCGGAGGAGCUGGAAGAAGAGCGUGAGGCAAAGGGAAGAAAAGUGGAUUCUAAAGGGCUCCACUCAGUUUCAGUGUUAGGAACUCCGUCGAAGCUUCCACCUGGGAUUCCGUUGCCUGACAAGAGGACCCUGGAGUUGAUCCUUGACAAGCUUCAGAAGAAGGACACAUAUGGUGUGUAUGCUGAACCAGUUGAUCCAGAAGAGCUUCCUGAUUAUCAUGAUGUGAUUGAGAAUCCAAUGGACUUUGCCACAGUGAGGAAGAAAUUGGCAAAUGGAUCCUAUCCUACCUUGGAACAAUUUGAGAGUGAUGUAUUUUUGAUUUGCUCGAAUGCAAUGCAAUACAAUGCAGCGGAGACUAUAUACCACAAACAGGCAAGAUCGAUACAAGAACUGGCCAGGAAAAAGUUUGAAAAGUUACGGUUUGACUUUGAUCGCUCUCAGAGUGAGCUGAAGUCUGAACAAAAAACUAGAUCUAAUUCCCUGGUUAAGAAGUCAGCAAAGAAGCCACUGGGUCAUACUUCACAGGAACCAAUUGGCUCUGAUUUUUCCUCAGGUGCAACUCUUGCUACUAUAGGAGAUGUAUUGCCAACAUCCCAUCCAAUGCAAGGUGUCGUUUGUGAAAGGCCUGGAAAUAUUGAUGGUCUUGUGGAGGGGAAUGCUUUCAUUAUUGAUGCAAAUCAAGAGAAAGCAGAAGACUACAUAUCAGGGAGGGGUCUGCUUUCCAAGUUGGGAAGGAAACCAUCUACGCAAGAUAUGGAACGUCGUGCAACUUAUAAUAUGCCUAAUCCACCAGCUAUUAGAUCGGAUUCUGUAUUUACAACAUUUGAGGGUGAAGUGAAGCAGCUGGUUACUGUUGGACUUCAAGCUGAGCACUCCUAUGCCAGGAGUUUGGCUCGUUUUGCUGCAACUCUAGGACCUACAGCUUGGAGAAUCGCUUCCCAGAGGAUUCAGCAGGCACUACCACCUGGCUGUAAAUUUGGUCGUGGUUGGGUUGGAGAGUAUGAACCACUUCCCACACCAGUAUUAAAGCUUGAUAAUCUUGCCCAGCAGCAACCUAUUUUGGGGACUAAGAUGCAGUCUACUGCUGAGUUAAUAAAGGCUGACAAAAAUAUUAAGAAUGUGGAAUCCACCUCGGAACAUCCUGUUAAUGGACCAAUCCAUGAGGGAAAACAGCCUUCUGUGUGUUCUAGUAGUGGGCUUACAUCGGAUGGCAAAUCAUCUUUGUUUGGUUCUGCUGGAUCAAGACCCAAUUCUCAUGACAAUCUCUUUUAUCCACAGCCCAAUGUCCAAACUAGGAACCUCAACAAGUCUGAGAACAAGGGUUUGAAACAAGUGGAAUUGAACUCUUUACCCUCCAGUGAUCAGAAUAAUGGCAGUCUAGUUGCAAAGCUUACAAGUAAUACUCCUGCAGCAGUGUCUAAGCCCAGAGAAAUGAUACCUAGUAACUUGACUAUUUUACCGUCUAUGCCUUUCAAGCAGCCAGAUACCAACGGAGUUGUUGGUGGAGAGUUGCCCAAUGGAAAAGUAAGGAAUACUAGUUUAAACAGACGGAUACCUGGUGCAUCAUCUGAAAGUACGUCAAAUCAAACAGGUAGAUCAGCUCCCUUUGUUACCCAUGGACAGGAGCAGACUCUUAGUGACCCAGUUCAGUUGAUGAGGAUGUUAGCUGAAAAGACACAAAAACAACAGACUUCUAGUUCUUCCAAUCAUUCCCCUGCUGACACCCCACCAGUGACCCCAUCAGUUCCAUCGGGACGGAGAGAGGAUUUGAGCAAUGCUUCAGCAGCAGCUGCCCGUGCAUGGAUGUCUGUUGGUGCAGCAGGUUUUAAACAAGGACCUGAAAUUUCUAGUUCACCCAAAAGUCAGAUUUCCGCAGAAUCAUUGUACAACCCAGCGAGAGAGUUCCAUCAGCCCUUUUCACGAAUUAGGGGAGAGUUUUCUUCUGGUGGAACGCCUUUCCAGUCUGAGAAGAACAAUUUUCCAUUUCAGGCACUUGUACCCCAAUCUCAAGCUCUUCAACCAGUUGGUGCUUCACAGUUUCCAAACAGACCUAUGGUCUUCCCUCAAGUAGCAGCUUCUGACUUGUCAAGAUUUCAGAUACCACCUUGGCGGGGUAUCCGACCUCACAGUCAACCAAGACAGAAACAGGAAACACUUCCUCCUGACCUGAACAUUGGUUUCCAACCUCCUGGUUCACCUGCAAAACAAUCAUCUGGUGUGCUGGUUGACUCUCAGCAACCAGACCUUGCUUUGCAACUGUGACAUGUUAUUGUAUUUCUGUUGUGGAUGUAUCCACAAGAUUGACUGAUUGUGGAAUUUCGGCUCCUGUCGUUAGACGUCAAUUUUGAUCCCAAAGGCCUUGUUGAAUGAGGAAAAGGCUACCAUUUUACUACUUUAGGAAGAGAUGAAACCAAUUGGGAAGAUUGUUUUCCCUUGGAUGCUUAUGUUGGGGAUCUUAUGGUUUUAUUGAAAAGGAUUUGGCACUAGGUAAAUCCAAUGAGUUUGCUAGUUUCAGAAAUUUGAGUGGAUUUGCCAGAAGACAAAUUCACGACUUUUCAUCUUUUCCAGAUGAGGAUUACCUAGUGAAUGUAGCUUAUCUAUGUUCUAUCCAGGAGUUGAAACCAUAUAAAACAUUAGGAGUCGUUCAUGAUCAAGCGUUGCUUAGAUUUUUCAGAAUUAGCGGGCGAAAAAUCCUGUUGAUGAUGCCUUGUACAUUCUUUACAGAUGGUUAAGAUUCGGUUGAUACCAUUAGAUUAUGAUUACUUGUUUAUCUGAAUUGAUGGAAAGGCAUCACUUCUUAGUUCUUAAUGCUGCUAUUAUUCUGUA